AUUAAAAACACCCAAAUUUUAUCCAAAAGACCUGGAACCUUCCACGCAAGCUCUCUGUUCCAAACAUGGCGGCCAGACGGUCAAAGAAUCUCCGUCAAGAGCCUCCGCUCUCUAUAAAAACUCCCUCGACACCUCCAUUUUCGCUAUCCAAUUUCAACUCCCAUCUUCUUCUUCCUUCAGCGACUCAAGAUUUCACCUCCUCCAUCUCAGAUUCAGCCUCAAUUCUUCACUAUGACGCCGAUUUUGGAAUCCGACACCUGCGAGAUGUUCGUCAAAAUCGCCAUGUUCGCCUUUGUUCAGCUUCUUGUCUAUUUGAUCCUCUCCAAAUCCUCCAAUCUCUUCUCCAAUGACCAGAAAUUGAGAUCUCUCAGCUUUAAACCGGCUCGUUCCGUCAGUAUUCGCCGGUUUCUUGCGGCUCUUUCUGACCUUCCUCCCGGUGGCGAGAUUUCUCCGACACCGAGAGUUCAAACUCCGUCAUCUUUUCGCCGGGAUCAUUCCGAUGACGGUGGCAGGUUUUAGGGAUUAGAAUCCGAUCGAAUUGAAUCGAUUCCGAUUGACUCGUAUUGGGUUAGUUAUGUAAAGUGAAAAGGGUGUUGGGGUAAUUUAUGUUAUUUGUUAAAAAUAGAGGGUUGGUUUUGUGAAUUCAGACUAUUUGUAGUUGUUAUUUGAAUGAUUCUUUAGUUCUUUGAUAAUGGAAAUUAUUUGAUUGAAUGAUUGAUUCAUGUAAAA
This is a messenger RNA of Benincasa hispida (wax gourd), 729 nucleotides long. RefSeq lists its product as uncharacterized. The record is from RefSeq and is a predicted model, not a curated record. NCBI's taxonomy places the organism in Eukaryota, Viridiplantae, Streptophyta, Magnoliopsida, Cucurbitales, Cucurbitaceae.